Messenger RNA from Effrenium voratum, 3089 nucleotides. The record is from the annotation of a GenBank genome assembly. NCBI's taxonomy places the organism in Eukaryota, Dinophyceae, Suessiales, Symbiodiniaceae.
GUCUACACGUUUCGCUAGAGAAGGCCAUCGGGCCUUCGCCCCCAACAUGUUUGCAUGGAUGACGCCUUGUUGAAGCCGUGCAAGGUCAAGUGCUCCGUCAAAGUUGGCUCGCCUUGGGUAUGGGACGAGGAAUGGCAGGACUAUGUGGAGAAACCAGGAGAUGUCUCAGCAGUUGGCACUCUCGUGGAGGUGAAGGAUCCGAAGGCGUUGCGUGCCAGGGAAUUCCGCGCGGAUAUGGUGCACGGUCCAGAUGCCACAAAUGAGGAUGUGAUCAUGUGCGAUUUGGCGCCAUCACUGGAGGCAGUGCUGAAUGGAACGGACUCUGUGCUGUUCAUUGCCGGCGUGAGCGAUGGCGCGCAGGCGGAGCUCAUGGACGGGGCGGAGGGCCUGGCCGCAGCUGCAGUGUGGCAGCUAGCGCAGGAGCUGCAUGACAGACAGGCCAACCACAGAGCCAACGGCGCCGUUGGGUACACGUACCACAUGAGGCUUCAAUCCUUUCAUCUCAGUGGCGAUAGUCUUGCUGAUCUCCUUACAGAUACCCCAGAAGCAGCCCGACUGGUGGAUAUGCCCGUUGGAGUUGUGGCGGAAGGUGUGCGCACAGCAAGUGCGACCUCGGCAGAUGAAUUCAUGAAAUAUGUCGAAGGUGCACAACGGAGAAGAGAUCCUUCAACGCGCCAGCAUGGCAGUACAGUCUUCAUUCUUGACGUGACUCAGGCUGACUACUACGAGGGCUGGGGCCUGCAUGGCCGUUUUCUAUUGAUCGAGUCUGUCGUCAUGGACUGCUUGUCGGAGGACAAAGGUCUGGUGCAAGUGCGCGAAGGUUAUGACCGCUACCGAGGGGUCUACCACAUGCGCAGCUUGGCCAAAUCCUGGAAGCCCGGAGAAGCCUGCGAAGUCCAUGGCUCCUCGUUGACCUGGCUAUUGCGCGAAGUGUUCACAGGUGGCAGCAUUGAAGCCCACUUUCUGUUCUGCCUCGCACAGGGGAAGGCUGCUGUCAGCAUUGCCCUAAUGGAGCUCAUGGAAGACUUGGGCAAGAUUCAGACCAAUCCAGUGACUCAAGACCACCGGGUUGCUGGCUGGGCCAGGGCGAUGCGAUGCGAGCGCAUUGCGCUGAAGGCGACUGAGAAGGGCGGCGGGUCGGUUGACCGAGACACCCGCAGCCUGAUUCUGGAGCUGGAGAAGCGGCUGGCAGCAGCAGAGAGGACCAAAGAGGAGGCGCAGCGAAUUGCUGAUGCGCGUCAAGAAAGGGCUCAUGCCUUUCAGGACAAGUAUGUGGUUGCCCUCGAGAAUCAGGAGUCAAUGAAUGAAAAGCUGAUUGGCACGGAGGAGGAGCAACUGAAAGCCAUGCAGCAAUUGAUUGAAUCGCAGAUGGAGACGUCUGAGAUCAAGGAUGAGUACAGCGAGAUGCAAUACACUGACAAUGUACUCCUCAUGAUGCUUGAGCAAGAAGUGGCUGAGCUAAAGGAGUCAGCAGACAAGAAGUUGGAUGACCUUGGCACAAAGCAGGCCAAACGCCUAGAGGAUGCCCAGAAUUCCGCACAGGACCUUCGAGCUCGGUUGGACGCACUGACGGAAGCAAAGAUUCAAACUGAGAUCCAGAAGGAAGUGCAGAAAGGUGAUCUUGAGAACAAGCUCCAUGCCUUGCGCUUGGAGCUUCGUGAAGGGCGCUUGGCGGACUCGGUGCAGCACGUGCAGGAGAAAGGCAAAUAUGAGGAGAGCAUGAAUGAAGAGCUGGAACGGCUUAGGCAAGCCUUGGAGGAUGAGCGAAGCAGAGCGAGGCAGGUCAAGGAUGACGUGCACAUGACGGUCCGACAGCAGAUGCAGCGAGAGCGAGAACAGAUGGAUGUGGUGCUGCAGGAGGAGCGCCAGCAAUUGGGGCUCAGCAAGGAGGAGCAACAAAGCGAGGUCAGGGUGGCAUUGGAGCAGGCGAAGAGGCAAGCAGAAGAAUCGGCACAAGCGGUCCAGCAGCUACAGCGAGAAGAGCGGGAGCUGCGCGAGGUCCUUGCAGACAAGCAGCUGGCAGAGCGUCAAGCCCAACAGCAGCAGAGUGCUACUGCGGAGGACUUGCAAAGAGCUCGGCGGGAUUUCCACCAGCAGCUACUCGAGCUGGCCGAAAGUCCGGCAGCUGGCCCUGACUCUCCGGCAAGGCAAUCAGCCGUGGCAUCCUUGCGAGGCCAACUGGCAGCAGCAGGUGAAAGAGAGCUGGCUUUUCAGGGCCAGUUGGAUGAGACAAAGGACAAGGUAGCAGAACUCCAGCGAAAGCUCCGUCGAGUUUGUCGCACGGCGCUAGACUGGGCACCAGAGACAGCUACCGACGAGGAACGUGCCCGAGUUGAAAUGGCACUGGAGUCAGCAGGUGAGGUUGAGAUUUCGCAGAGACCGCUCGUGAUCGGGCUAAGCAGAGCUCAGGAGCUUCAGAAGGAGCUGGCAUCUCUACAAGACCAGCUUGUCCAUGAACGUCAGGAAGCAACAGCAGCUCGUGGACAACACUCUGGUGAUCUCGCCAGACUCCAGCAGGAGAAGAAGAAACUGGAGGAAGGGCUGCGGACGGCCGAGGCGGCAGCCCAGCAGGCUGAAGAGUCGAUGGCAGCCCAAGCGGCCCAAGCGAAAGAUGCUCCACCGGCCCUGGGCCUGACUCAGAUCCAAGAUCGGCUCUUGGCGGAGGUCCAGUCGCUGCGCAGUGCGAACCAGUUUUCAGCUGGUGCUGCCGUGAAUGCUGAUCUUCAGGAACAGAACCGGUCACUGCAGGCGCGCUUGAGCUUUCUGGAGAAGAAUUCCCCGGCUGAUCGACGAGCGCAGGCGCAGCGCAAUGCCUUCCUCGAGAAGAGCAUUCGCAGCCUUGAAGCUGAGAGGUUCGAUACCUUCAACCAAAGGAGACAUACCCAUUGGGCGCUUGAAUCCCGCCGGCCCUGCAGGUCCGAGCUCUUGGUGCGAACGACCGUCGCUGAGGAGCAGCUGAAGCAGCUGCAGAAGCAUCUGAAGGAGAUGACCGAGGACUACCAGAUGCAGAUUCUGAACCUGAAAAUGAAAGGAAAGACAGGCUGAUUCCAUCUUAACACACACACACACCACCUGUGGCGGAAUGUGUC